Messenger RNA from Symbiodinium sp. CCMP2592, 1074 nucleotides. The record is from the annotation of a GenBank genome assembly. NCBI's taxonomy places the organism in Eukaryota, Dinophyceae, Suessiales, Symbiodiniaceae.
AUGGCUUCUGAUCAGCACCCCAGUGGACUUGAACGUCAACAGGUUAUGAUUGCCCAAUCUACGGAUGUCUACGAGGGCGUCAAAUUCACCGGCGGGGAUAGUCCGGGCGCAACACGCAAUAUGGGCGAGGUGCCGGCAGCUCUACGAUGGAUGCACCGUCUGGGUGAGUUCUUCAAGCAGCAUACUGCAAUGGAGCUCCCCUUCUGCAUGGGCCUCAUCGAGCUGGUUCGUCGUCAGGUUCAGGAAGCUCUUCGUGUGCAGCAGCAAGGCUUGGAGGAGCUGAAGGAAGAGAACAUCACGGAGUGCUUGAAGAUGAUCGGGCCUAUUCCAGUGCAGCGCUACCUGCAGAUGCUCGGGCUCCUCUUACAAGUCAUGGAGUACUUGGAGGUGAUCGGGCUUAUUCCACUCAAGGUGUACCUAGGGAUGCUCGGGCUUCGCUUACAAGUCCUGGAGUACUUGAGGGUGAUCGGGCUUAUUCCAACCAAGGUGUACCUGCAGAUGCUCGGGCUUCGCUUACAAGUCAUGGAGUACUUGGAGGUGAUCAGGCUUAUUCCAACCAAAGUGUACCUGCAGAUGCUCGGGCUCCUCUUGCAAGUCACGGAGUACUUGGAGGUGAUCGGGCUUAUUCCAGUCAAGGUAUACCCGAUGAUGGUCGGGCUCCUCUUACAAGUCGUGGAGUACUUGGAGGUGAUCGGGCUUAUGCGGCAGCUAUGCAACAAGGAGAGGGUCGCACGAUCAGUGCCUCUAUACCUGAUGAUGGUCGGGCUCCUCUUACAAGUCGUGGAGUACUUGGAGGUGAUCGGGUCCCCUUUAGCUUUGAGGAGAAGCCGUAUAGUGGUCCCGCAGUGUUUGAGCAGUAUGUCCCGGGUGGUCCGCGUCCUGAGUUGCCAGGUGAUCCCGGUGGAGUGCGUGUACUUCCAGGAACCGAAGGAGGUCCCCAAGGCCGUGGCGCGGAGGGUCGACGCGCAUGGCUGGAUCGAGCUUCAAGGAGUGCCAGUCCGGAGCUACGGGGCCGUGGAGCUUCAUCGAGCCCGGGUCGUCAAGGGCGCAACGGUCCAAUGGCAGCUAACGUGA